Molecule: messenger RNA, 1320 nt
Organism: Cuscuta epithymum
Lineage: Eukaryota; Viridiplantae; Streptophyta; Magnoliopsida; Solanales; Convolvulaceae
Source: the annotation of a GenBank genome assembly
CGGCCCUCGGGAACCACCCAAUCAAAAGAUGGAUGGUCGGAGAUGUUGAAGUGCAGAUCCCGAGGCCGCUCUUCUCCCAUCCGACGGUCCUCUGCGCUCAAGGCAUUCUACCGUGCGGGAGAGGAUCCCAAUCCCACCUUAAUUACCCCAGGGAUUACAUGCAAAUAUGCAAUUCGUAAUGGUCAUGCGGAACUCGCUGCACUGGGCCCACGUGAGGCGAGUUUUUUAACGUGGUCCGCCUUUUCGUAUGUACUGUAUAGGGCUCCAUCGCAUCGGACUUUGAAAUUCUAAAUUAAGCCGGUAAAUCUCCACCAUAAUCACAGAUUACGCACUUAAUUAAAUCUAGGCCUAUAACUCGGAUCUAUAUCGAUCGAUCUAUGUUUGCUUAAUUAAGCAAUUUCCUUUUUUAGAGAAUUGAGGAAUCGAAAUUCCUUUUUUAGAGACUUAAGGAAUUUCUUAAUCGACUAAUUAACCAAGAUCGAAGAGAUGAACUUGGAUAAUCCUGAACUGAUGGCGCAGGCCGCCGCGCAGCCAACCUAUCUCGACGCUGCUUCUCACUCCGGCAGCUAUGCUCUUCUUACAACGCACCAGAUUCAGAAGAUCCUUGAAGAUAACACAAAACUGAUUUUGGCUAUAAUGGAAUGCAAUAAUCUCGGGAAAAUGGCCGAAAGUGCUGAGUAUCUAGACAUUCUCCAGGAGAACUUGACAUAUUUAGCUGCAAUGGCGGAUGUGGUACCACCACAAGGAUCAGGAAUAGCCUCUCAGGAGCCGGUCAUAUCAGGUUCUGCUCCUCCACAAGAAACACAGUUGGUUCCGCCGCCGGAAUCGCAUGCUUCUUCUUCCGUUCGUAAACAGGAACAAAGUGCUGAACCAGUUACGAAUCCGCCGCCGCCGUUGCUGCAGCCUAACGCCGCCCUUCUUCCUCAAGAACAUGUCCUCCAGCAGCAGCAGCAACAGUUCCAGAGUUGCCUUGGGUUUGCUAGGUUUUCAUCCAUGAGUGGAAUGCAGCAGAUCAUGCGAGCGGCCGGGCAAGCCACCUCAGGUAGUAAUGGCUGCAUGAAUGUUCAAGGAAGCAUGCAGCCCUCUACUGCUAGUGAUGGUCUAAUGAAACCACAGUAUUGGGGAGUUGAUGGCCAUGCUGAUGUAAACUAAUGUUGUGAUAAGUGUCUGCAUGCAUGCUUUUGCAAUGAUAUGUUGGGCUAGGUAGACCUUGAACUUAUAACUCUGUCAUUUCGUAGUUUCGUAUAGUACUUGAUUGAUUUAGAGAAUAUGUCCAUAUAAUUUUAAUGUGUGUCUAGUGGAGGAAUAGUAGGUUAAUUA